AUGGAUACCCCGAUGAAAGACCAAGGUACCAAAGAAUACGAUCCUAAGGAGCCUAAUCCUGAAAAACCCAAUCCCGCACAACCUGCUCAAAGCGAAGAUGGUGGUCAAACAUUCCCUCUAAUCGAGCGACCUGACCACGCAUAUGACUUUCGAUCGGACGAGUGUACAGUUCCGACAAUGAACAUGAUCGAAGCUAUCAAGUCGGCAGAACUUGGUGAUGAUCCUUUACGGGGAGAUCAUACCACACAUGAUUUUCAAACAUGGAUGGCAAGCAUCACCGGGAAAGAAGCGGCUCUCUUCGUCGUUUCGCAUAAAAUAGCGAACAAACUUGCGAUAGCGUUACUAAAAGAAGUCACCGCACCGAUGGCCGCCAUAGUAGAUGAUCGAAGCAGCCUCGUGAAGCAAACCCCCAACCUUGCCGGGACAUUCCAAGGAGCCGAGGUGCACGCCGUCAAGCCACUCAAUAGGCAUCACCUAACACUAGACGAUAUCAAAGAUGCUCUUGCGAACAUUAAUGAAACCAAGGCUAUUUUGAUAUGUCUUCAGAACACUCUUAUGGGUACUAUGAUGCCAUUAGAUGAUCAGCAGCGUAUCUACGAAUGGGCGAAGAAGGAAGAACCGCCUGCUUUUGUUCAUCUAGACGGAGAGACACUUUGGGAGGCCAUAGCUGCCGGAUCUGGAACUCUAGAAGAAUUUUGCAAGUAUGCAGAUACCGUUUCAUUAUGUCUAACAAAAGGUGUAUGCGCUCCGGCCGGUUCGGUGCUGGUAGGGGGCGAAUUAAAGGAGGAAUGUGAGACGAAUGUGUUAUGGUUACGGCUCACUGAGAGCGAGAAGCAGAUAUUUCUGACACUGGUAGAUCGUUACGCCUUAAAAGUUAUGAAAGGGGACUUGACCGGCAGGAUCGUACUACAUGCGCAAAUAUGCCCGGACGCUGUGGCCCGUAUGAAGGCUGUAAUGAAUGAUUUUUUCAAAAAGUGA
Molecule: messenger RNA, 978 nt
Organism: Hypoxylon trugodes
Lineage: Eukaryota; Fungi; Ascomycota; Sordariomycetes; Xylariales; Hypoxylaceae
Product: beta-eliminating lyase
Exons: 5
Coding region: 1-978 (325 amino acids)
Biological process (GO): glycine biosynthetic process; L-threonine catabolic process
Cellular component (GO): cytosol
Molecular function (GO): L-allo-threonine aldolase activity
Source: RefSeq, a predicted model, not a curated record